Halichondria panicea is the source of this 1105-nucleotide messenger RNA. Its product is annotated as coiled-coil domain-containing protein 124-like. The record is from RefSeq and is a predicted model, not a curated record. The transcript is spliced from 4 exons. Gene Ontology annotation, molecular function: transcription coactivator activity. Gene Ontology annotation, cellular component: nucleus. Gene Ontology annotation, biological process: transcription by RNA polymerase II. NCBI's taxonomy places the organism in Eukaryota, Metazoa, Porifera, Demospongiae, Suberitida, Halichondriidae.
CUCAGCGGCCUGUAAUCGAUGUACACAGUAAGAAGAUGCCUAAGAAGUUCAAAGGCGAGAACACUAAAGCCUCUGUUGCAAAAGAGAAGAAGGCUGCUGCCAGAAAUGAGGCUGACGAGAAAAAAAGUCGAGAGGAGGAGGAUGCCUACUGGAAAGAUGAUGACAAACAAGUAGCCAGAAAGCAAGAGCGAAUGAUGGAACGAGAGCGUAAGAGAAUAGAGCAGUUGGAGAAGAAGCAAGAAGCCAAGCGACUGUUGGAGGCCGAGGAAGCGUCUCUCCCAUCAAAAUCUAGCUCUGGAUCGACUAAACUAACCCGUGCUCAAAUAGAGGCCACACAGAGACAGCCUGUAGCAGCUGCAGCACCUCUACCCAAGGGAGUGACUGAGGGUCUGGUACUCGAGGAGAAUCCAAACCUUCUCUUGCGGCAAAGCCAAGCCGAGGGUGUACUAGAUGCUCGGACUGUAGAUGAAGCUCUUGUGGUGUUGGGAGGCCCACAAGGUGCCGUGGACAUGCAUCCAGAGAGACGACAGAAAGCUGCCUAUGCUGCAUUCGAGGAAAGAGAGUUACCACGUUUGAAAAAAGAGAACCCGAAUAUGAGACAGUCUCAAAUUAAGCAAAUGCUUCGUAAAGACUGGAUGAAGUCACCUGAAAAUCCUCUGAACCGACACUUCUCAUGACAUCUAAUGUCUUGUAUUGUGGUGCCUCUGGCGCUGUUUCUGUGGACGGCUGUGUUCAAGCCAUUGGUGGCUUGGUUCACAGGAAAGGGGGGAGAGAAGGCUGUCAAGGAUGGGGUCAAAUCCGAGGACACUAACUCAGAGCCAGAGCCAGAGCCUCUAAAGAAGGUCGAUGAUUCUGACCUCAGGCAUCGGACCCAAGCUGUGGCUGCUGAGAGCUCAUGAUAUCAAGUGUGGACACAUUGAAACUAUGAUUACAUGACGAUAUUCAUCGAACCUUGACUUAUUUUCAAGAGGUGUUUAUCUGAUGACUUAUCAUCCUCUUCAUUGUGUUCUGCUUAAUAUUAAUAUUUAACGUUGUUUUUAUUUCCCAUGGUUAACUUAUUUUCCAUAUUUAAUUGCUUUCACUGUUAAUUAUUCUGAAAAGACUG